Molecule: messenger RNA, 1124 nt
Organism: Lactuca saligna
Lineage: Eukaryota; Viridiplantae; Streptophyta; Magnoliopsida; Asterales; Asteraceae
Source: the annotation of a GenBank genome assembly
CCUUACUCUAUAAAAAGCAGCUCUCUUCUCACAUUUCAGGUUAAAGCAAAACAUUUCUCUCUUUCUUCUGCGCUUUGCUUUGCUUUGCUUUAGGGACUUCAUUAUAACACACGCUUAAACCCUUUCAUACUCUCUCUCUCUCCCUCUCUAGAUUUUUUAGUCAAUUUUGAUGUUAUUAAUCCUUCUUUCCUCCCUCUACACAACCAGAGUGUAGAGGAGUGAAAAAGACAGUCUGAUAUCAUAUGGCGGGUACCGUAAGAUCGAGCUUGCUGUCGAGGUUACGGCAGCUUUUAUCCGGUGAAGGAUCAAUUGGUCCAAAUGUUAAACUCGAUUCCGAGACUCCUCCAAAAGUAAAGGCAUUUAUCGACAAGGUGAUACUGUGUCCAUUACAAGAUAUAGCAAUCCCCCUUUCAGGUUUCUCUUGGGAGUACAACAAGGGCAAUUUUCAUCAUUGGAGGCCACUGUUCCUGCAUUUUGAUACAUACUUCAAGACAUAUUUGUCUGCUAGGAAGGAUCUUCUUUUGACAGAUAAUAUCAUAGAAGAUGACAGUCCUUUCCCAAAGCAAUCAGUUCUCCAAAUUCUUCGUGUGAUGCGUAUCAUUUUAGAGAAUUGCCACAACAAGGGAUCAUUUAGUGGCUUAGAGCAUUUCAAGCUAUUACUUGCAUCAACUGAUCCUGAGGACAAUAGUCUGUCCUUAUUACCUUCAGAUUUGCCUUCUGAUAAUGGUAAUUCCCAAAACCACGUGGGGUCCACCCUAUACUUUGAGUUGCAUGGCACAGAUACAAUUCACAUUCCAGAUCUUCAUAUGUGGAAAGAGGAUGAUCUAUCGAUAAUGAAGCUGUUGGUUGAGAAGUACAACGUACCUGUUGACCAUAGGUUUUUGUUGUUGACUAGGGUUAGAUAUGCUCAUGCUUUUCGUUCUUUAAGAAUAUGCAAGCUGUACAGCAAGAUAUGUCUUCUUGCUUUCAUUGUUCUUGUUCAAUCAAGCGAUUCCCAUGAUGAACUCAUGUCCUUUUUUGCAAAUGAGCCAGAAUACACAAACGAGUUGAUCAGACUUGUGAAAUCUGAAGAGACCAUAUCUCCAACUAUUCGUACACUUGCUAUGCAUGCUUUGGGAUCAUAA